This is a messenger RNA of Brenthis ino (lesser marbled fritillary), 840 nucleotides long. NCBI's taxonomy places the organism in Eukaryota, Metazoa, Arthropoda, Insecta, Lepidoptera, Nymphalidae. The record is from the annotation of a GenBank genome assembly.
AUGAGUACAAUCGCGACACAGGGUUUAUCGUUACGGUCUUUGUUGGAAGUCGCCUUCUGCGCCAGUGAGUGUAAAGGCUGCACUUUCAGCGGAUCUAUUUCCAAUAACCAAGCUUUAUACAAAAUAAUUACGUCGCAAUAUUUUUUUUGCAAAAUGAAGGCUGUGAUUGCUUUUACCUGCCUCCUGGCACUGUCCUCUGUAUCCGCAGACGUUUGUUACAAUGAAGUAUCCAUGGAAUGUGGCCGGGAUACUAAUAGCUUAGCCCUGCCGAGUUGUAAUGCAGUGUAUGGCAACUUCGGCCGCCAAGGAAACGUGGCGAAUGAACUACAGGCAUACGCCAAUCUACAUCUGCGCAGAUCAUACGAAUACCUUCUAUCUGCUUCUUAUUACAACAAUUACCAAACAAACCGCGCUGGCUUCAGCAAACUCUUCAGGAAGCUGUCUGAUGAUGCGUGGGCGAAGACCAUUGAUCUCAUCAAACAUGUCACGAUGAGAGGUGGUACCAUGGACUUCCGUGCACGCAGCUCCCAGGAGGUGGACGGUAAGAACGGUACCAUUGAGCUCCAAGAGCUGGAGUCUCUCGCUCAUGCCCUGGAUGUGGAGAAGGAGAUGGCAGAAAGAGCUUUCUUCAUUCACCAGGAAGCGACCAGGAACAACCAUAAGACUCAUGAUGCCGAGAUCGCACAAUAUCUGGAGGAAGAGUUCAUCGAAGACCACGCCAAGUUGGUGCGAGACCUCGCGGGAUACACCACCGACCUCAAGCAGUUCAUCACCAAGGAAGACGGAAAGGAUCUAUCCCUCUCCCUCUACCUCUUCGACGAAUACCUACAGAAAGUCGUC